Molecule: messenger RNA, 1371 nt
Organism: Lolium perenne
Lineage: Eukaryota; Viridiplantae; Streptophyta; Magnoliopsida; Poales; Poaceae
Source: RefSeq, a predicted model, not a curated record
CAAACAUCAGUCACAUCAAGAUCAAGAGGAAGAGGAAGACUGCCGGUCGGUCGCCUUGUCUUUCUAUCCUUGUUCCGCUCCGACCGUAUCCGUCUCAGAUUCUGCCGAGGUCGCCUCGCACAUCAUUUAGGCGGGCGGGCGGGCGGACAGCGUCUCAACGAUACCAUGAACCACAAAAUCAACUCAGUUUCGGGGCAGCACAUCAGUACUGCAGGUAAGCGCUGGCCGAGGCAUCCGGACUGCUCCGACCGCACUGCCAAAAGGUUGCGGCCUGUGCAGCAACAAAAGCACAAGCAUCUCUACCUUGUACUGGAUAACUGGAGCAAGGGCUACAGCAUCCACAGGCUUGCAGAUUUGGACUCCAGCACCGACCUGGACCUGGAGCCUACCGUCCUCCGGCUGGUGAAUCCUGAACCCACAUAUCCCAUGAAAUUUGCCGCCCUGGGAAGCAACAUCUUCAUGGCAAGCAACCAGCACCGUGCAACCUUCGUGUACGACACGGACACGGCGGGGCUGGCCUCUGGCCCCCGCCUACCGGAGUCGCUGCUCAAUGGCCUUCAGAUAUUUGUGGCUACCGCCAACUUGCAGCUCUACGCACUCAACUACCACCUCGACGAACUGUAUCACUAUCUGGAGUCCAUGUCCACCGUCGGCAUCCAGGAUCCGUGGUCUUCAAGUCCAAGCAGGGACUGGCGCUGGAAAAGCGUGCCCUCGCAACAACUGCCCUUCCGCGAGGGUGAGAUAAUCGUCUCCUAUGCGGUGCACCCGGAUGGACACUCAAUCUUCAUGUCCGCACGCCGCAAGGGCAACCUAUAUCGUACCUUCUCCUUUGACACGACGCAAUGUGAGUGGAAGUUCCAUGGGGAAUGGGCAUUGCCUUUCCAAGGUCAAGGCUACUUCGACCGCGAGCUGGAUGGAUGGGUUGGCCUUCAUGAAGAUGGCUACAUUUGCACCUGCCAAGUCACUUCCAGCACCACCAUGGACAUGGAGCCCAAGUGGAAGAUGGUCAAGGAGAAGCUGUUCCGCAAGGUCCCGCAGAGGACCCGAGAUGCCACUCUCACCUACAUGGGUAACACCAGAUUCUGCCUUGUGGAGUCUGUGCUACGCGAGGAAGUGGAGCCUCAAGAUGCUCUUGGUGACUCCGAUAGUUUCAUGCUCAAUAUCACCAUCUUUGGUCUCAAGUACAGUCAUGAGGGAGAGCUGCAAACCACCCUCGACCGCACCACCAAGUCCUAUGUAGUGUCCAAGUAUAUUCCUUCAUUUUCUCCUGUAGCAUUCUGGAUGUAGUACCUUCCUGUUUGGCAUUGAUUGUACACAAUACAAGCCGUGUCACUCUGAGUACUGUCUAUGCUAAAUUAAGAUUUAAAAAGU